AGACUCAUGUAAUAAUAAUUAUUGAACGGACUUGAAAGAUCGGAACGAGGACCAAACUUUUCGACUGUCUUAGCCUUUCUGCCUUUGAGUUGUCAGGACGGACAAAUAUCUCCUUGUUUAAUAUACUUUGCUCUAUUUUGUAUUAUUCUACUGCAUCCAACAACAAACAUGCCAGCACCCCCGAUCAAAGAGAGGAAGCCCGUGACGGACCUCCAGAAGGUGUUUCACUAUACAGAUACUCAGCGCCGCAAGCCGACGCGUGAAGAAGAUCCGUAUGAGUACCAGGCCGGUUGGGGGAACCGUUUCCAGUCUGAAGUUAUCCCGGGUACGCUCCCUGCUGGCCAGAACAACCCGCAGGAAGCUCGAUUCGGCCUGUACACGGAGGGUAUCACAUAUUCGGCCUUUGCGGCUCCUCGCCAUGCCAACUUUAGUACCUAUCUCUACCGUGCUAGAGUUGCUGCUGCUCACCAUGGCUACAAAGCAAACAUUGAAACAAAAUCGCAUAUCGAGAACUGUCUACUCACGCUGAACCCGAAAGUUGAGACACUUGCUGAGCAGGCUGAAUGGCUGCCAUUCCCGCUUCCCAAGGAGGAUGAGAAGAUCGACUUCGUUGACGGGUUGCACACCCUGGGUGGGAGUGGCGACCCAAACUUGCGCGAAGGGAUUGCGUUGUAUGUGUUCAUGAUCAACGCGGAUAUGGACCAUCGGGCAUUCUGCAACACGGACGGUGACUUCCUGAUUGUUGCGCAGCUGGGCAACCUGGACAUCCAGACGGAGUUGGGUAAGCUCUUCCUGCAACCCGGCGAGAUCUGUGUGAUCCCGCGUGGAAUCCGCUUUGCUAUCCGACGUGCCCCUGGCCAUAAUGUUGCUCGUGGCUAUAUCACGGAGAUCUGGGGCUCCAUCUGGGAGCUCCCUGACCUGGGUCCGCUGGGUGGUCACGGGUUGGCUAAUCCACGAGACUUCCUGUAUCCUGUUGCUUAUAUCGAUGACGAACUACACGAGGACUGGAGUAUCGUCAACAAGGCGAAUGGAAAAUAUAAUGCCAUUCAACAGGAUCAUAGUCCGUUUGAUGUUGUGGCGUGGCAUGGUAACGCCGUUCCGUACAAGUACGACCUCACCAAAUUCGCCUCUCAAAAUGCCACAUCGAUCGAUCACACCGAUCCAUCCGUGAACUGCGUCCUGACAGCCAAGUCGCGAGACCCUAAUACUCCUCUGGCCGACUUCCUCUGGUUCGGACCGCGAUGGGACGUGGCAUCCAACACGUUCCGUCUGCCAUACUUCCACAGGAACUCCGCCACGGAAUUCCUGGCCUCGCUGUACGGUAACGGAUUGGGUCGAUCAGAUGAGUUCCUCCCCGGCGGUGGCAGCGUGGAGAUCAGCCACACGCCGCAUGGCAACUUUAGCGAAGAUUAUGUGUGGGAGAUGCGCGUGCAGGAGAAUGAGCCGCGGAAGAUUUUGGAGAACCAAAUGACAAUCAUGGUCGAAAGUAGCCGCACGUUCCUGUUCACGGAAUACGCGCGCUCGAUCUGCGGCACGUUCAAGAAUCAGGGCACCGACCCGAAGGUGUGGGAUGUUCUCCCGGACAAAUUCUCAUCGUAUCCGAACAUCAAGGAGAUCCUGGCGCAAGUUAAGGCCGACAAGGCGGCACAGCGAGCGCGGCUGGACACUUACUAUGAUGAUGAGCGGCUGGCGCAGGUCGCGGCGCAGGGACAUGUCAAGAGCAAAGAGAUUGAUGGCAGCGCGGUGGCCAAUGGUAGGAAUGGCACCAAUGGACAUGCUGUGGCUGCUGUAUAAUCUGGAUUAUUAGGCAUAAUUUAUUUGAUCAUAUUUCAUUUCAUUGUCUCUGUAUCCGGUUUCCCGUCACGGUAGGUAGCUAGGUACCUAGGUAGUUAUGUAUCUAUGAACCACGCGAGUAGAUUAAUUACCUAGUAGUAGCAACAUAAGGAAAGAAACG
Molecule: messenger RNA, 1954 nt
Organism: Paecilomyces variotii
Lineage: Eukaryota; Fungi; Ascomycota; Eurotiomycetes; Eurotiales; Thermoascaceae
Product: putative homogentisate 1,2-dioxygenase
Exons: 5
Coding region: 169-1794 (541 amino acids)
Biological process (GO): L-phenylalanine catabolic process
Cellular component (GO): cytoplasm
Molecular function (GO): homogentisate 1,2-dioxygenase activity
Source: RefSeq, a predicted model, not a curated record